AUAUCAGGCAUGGAGGUGAGCAAUGAGCAAGCGCACAUAUCCGCGUCAGAAGGGCGUAAUGUCGUCAGCUGCGCAUGUUCUGACAUUGCUGCCUGGCUUGCUUCUGCCGCACGAGAACUUCACCACAGUCUAGUACCACCUGUGGAUCUUGUACUACACGCUUAUAAAGAAGAUUUAAAUAAUGUUGAAAUGCUGUUGGGCGAACCCAUCCAACAGGCGAUAGCAUCCGAAAGCGGGAUCGAUUUGGUAUUCGAUUCUUUAAUUGAUAUUAUUACAGAGAGCGAAGAUCUUUCGAAGAAAAUAUCAUCAUUGCGUGACGUUAGCAUCAAAGCCGGUUCAUUAGCAUCUGCAGCGUCAGAUAGGAUCAAGGACUUGGCCAAACAGAUAGAGAGCUUGAAGAAACAAUGCACCAUAAAGGAUCUACCGCUGUGUGACACUGUAAAUACACACUCUAUGGAAAUGAAGAUGAAGUUUGAUUUGAUACUUCACGAACAACAACUACUAGAGCUUCGCACUCUCGGAGUAGAUAACUUGACCCGAGCGAUAGCUACGGCCAGGAAGGAGUUCAGAGUCCUACCUUCUGCAAUAGCAACUCAAACUGCUAGCGUGCGUGAAGAUAUUCUAAAAGAUAUAGAAAGAAGAAGGCAAAUGGUACACGUUUCCGCCAAAAUCUUGACUGACAUAGUCCGCCAUCUUACUUCGGGACUCCGCGUGUUGUCAAGACAACUGGAAAUAGGACUUAAAAGGAUUCAAAUAUACGAAUUUGGCAGAUGGAUUAUGAUGUUGGCUUGCAUAGCGUUGUUUGGCUUAGUCAUGUUACUUAUCCUACUAGCAAUGCUGUGUGGCUGCGGCAAUGCUAAAACCCACGGAAAAAGGACGUUACAAGUAUCGGCUUUAUGGCUUUGUUUUACAUCCUUGAUAUUAUGGGGGAUGGUAUCCUCUAUAUUUCUUAUUUCGGGACAUGCGGAAGUAUACGUAUGCCACGCAUUAUGGGACAGCCCGCAAUAUAACACCCUCGUAGCCCUCUUAGACCGACCAUCACCACUGCUCGUAGACAAUCAGGGCAUAUUCGACGCUAUAUUCCAAGAAAUGGACAACGUGACGAUCGACGUGUCUGUCAAAACAGUUCUAAGAGAUUGCGAGAGAGACAGGCCGGCUUACGUCGUGUUUCAACUGGACAAAGUGUUUGAUGUCAACAAAGAGACAUCUUAUUUCGAAUGGGGUGAGCUACAGGCGGAUUUGGGAAGACUUGCAUCUGUAUUAGAUGUGGGAAUGCUGAAGACGAUAUCAGUUAACUUCAGUAAGUUACUGAACCAAAUGCUUUUGGUAUCAGAUGUGAAUUUGGCGAAAUAUAGAAUGGAUUACAACGUGCCCGUUGUCGGAAAGGAUCUCCCAUCAUUAGUGGAUCAACUUCAAAAUGUUGCGGCUCAACUAUCAGACCUAACAACUGCGGGUCGUCUAGAAACACUGGCAUCAAGAACCCAAAGAUUGUAUCUUACGAACAUUAAGCCAUUGGAGCAAUUGCGAGCUGACGUGGUAUUCAAGUUAACAGAAUUGGAGCUACAGCUGAUGCCUUUCAGAAGGAAACUAAACAUUUCUUUAAGUCAUAUACAUACAGCGCAGUUUUAUAUUGAUAACCAAGGAGAUGUAAUCGCUCAAAAGAAAGUGUCAACAUACGUCCGUUUAAUAUCUCACGCGGCCGGCUGGCGGACCCACGUGUUAGUGUCAGCUGGGAAGCACGCCGCGAGAUGCAGGCCUUUGUUCGCCGUGUACGCGGCGAUACGGUCGCUGCUUUGCGGCAAUUACGUCGCUUCGUUGCAUGGUUGGUGGUUCUGUGGUGUUAUUCUCGGUCUUCUGUGGUGCACAAUGCUGACUCCUCUCUGCGUGAAACUGUGGCGUUCUUAUGGGAGGAAGAUCAGAGCUCAUGAAGCUAUGACUCUUGCCAACUUGACGGGCCAUCAAGAGACCCCCACGACAGCUUUAUGCGAUGGCAGUAAUUGGAAUACACCUGG
Molecule: messenger RNA, 2012 nt
Organism: Manduca sexta (tobacco hornworm)
Lineage: Eukaryota; Metazoa; Arthropoda; Insecta; Lepidoptera; Sphingidae
Gene: prom
Product: prominin-1-A
Cellular component (GO): membrane
Source: RefSeq, a predicted model, not a curated record